Molecule: messenger RNA, 744 nt
Organism: Cajanus cajan (pigeon pea)
Lineage: Eukaryota; Viridiplantae; Streptophyta; Magnoliopsida; Fabales; Fabaceae
Product: putative histone H2B.1
Cellular component (GO): nucleosome
Molecular function (GO): protein heterodimerization activity; structural constituent of chromatin; DNA binding
Source: RefSeq, a predicted model, not a curated record
CUUCAUCCACUCUACGAUAAUUCCAAAUUCCCAAAUCGAAACCCUAAUUCGAAUUGAGUGUUAGGAUGGCACCAACAAAGGCAGAGAAGAAGCCAGCGGAGAAGAAGCCCUCGGAGGAGAAGAAGUCGACGGUGGCAGAGAAGGCUCCAGCGGCGGAGAAGAAGCCAAAGGCAGGGAAGAAGCUGCCGAAGGAGGGAGGAGCUGGCGGAGACAAGAAGAAGAAGAGAAGCAAGAAGAGUGUGGAGACAUACAAAAUCUACAUCUUCAAGGUUCUGAAGCAGGUUCACCCAGACAUUGGUAUCUCAAGCAAGGCCAUGGGAAUCAUGAACAGCUUCAUCAACGACAUCUUCGAGAAGCUUGCUCAGGAAUCUUCUAGACUUGCCCGCUACAACAAGAAGCCAACCAUCACUUCAAGGGAGAUCCAGACUGCGGUCAGGCUUGUGCUGCCCGGAGAAUUGGCCAAACACGCCGUCUCCGAGGGUACCAAGGCCGUCACCAAGUUCACUAGUUCUUGAACUAAUUAUCUUAUCGCUUUUUUGGGCUCUUGUUCCAUGUGUUACAUUAUAUGUAUAUUUUAGAUCUGAUCAACUAUGUUUGGAUUUCCGUUGGUAGGUUUUUAGGUUUUAAUUUGUAUUUGAAGAAUUGGGAUCGGGUUGAUCCUCUGUGUAAUCAAAUGGUAGAAUUGACGAUACAGGAGCGAAUAUUGUUUUGAUUGGAAAUUUGAGUGCUUGUUUCUGUGUAUUA